Molecule: messenger RNA, 879 nt
Organism: Aspergillus piperis CBS 112811
Lineage: Eukaryota; Fungi; Ascomycota; Eurotiomycetes; Eurotiales; Aspergillaceae
Product: putative copper resistance protein Crd2
Exons: 3
Coding region: 277-609 (110 amino acids)
Source: RefSeq, a predicted model, not a curated record
AUCAUUCGAAUAUUUUUCUCUGCCUUGGAAAUCCACUUGAAUCGCUUCUUUAUAUUACACACUCUUCGUUCUCUUUGAUCACAAAACGUUCUUCGUGAAGUCUUAGAAAGAUCGAUACUCUGAAGACUACUACUUAAACUAGUCUCCGCUCCGUCCUUGAUUACGUCAUACAUAGUCCUUGCUCCCUCGGUCUACCGAUCAAGAACUACUACUUUAUUACAACAAACGGUCUUCCGUCUCUUUACCUCUCUCCAGUCAAAUCAAUAUCCAGUCAAAAUGGUCCACCCUUCCUCCACCUGCUGCAAGACCUCUGGUGAUGGCAGCUGUGUUUGCGCUGCCCAGGCCAAGUGCUCCUGCGGCAAGCAGAACGCCCUCCACUGCACCUGCAACAAGGCUUCCACCGAGAACACCGUGAGCGGCGCCCGAUGCUCUUGCAGAGCUCGUCCUGCCGGAGAAUGUACCUGUGAACGUUCGGCAACUGAGAACCACCCGGUGACGGGAGCCGCCUGCCCAUGCGGCAAGAGGUCUUCCACUUCUUGCACCUGUGAGAAGGCCAGCGCCAUUGACGCUGCUGUUGGUCUCGAGACUGACUUCACCACCCGGGCUUAAAAGUCCACUCCUACACCUUUGUGCGGAGGUUCUUGAUCGAGUUCUUCUUGACUGUUACUAAAUUGCAUGCUCUUUGGGGUAACCGGUGUUCUUUACGGAGUUUUCGGGGGCUGAGAUUGACCGGAUUCAUGGUUGCGUGGGUGUUUGACUCUGAAUUAUUUUGCAUUGCCAUAGGCUAUUCUCAUGGGGAAGCGGGAGGUUACGCAGGAUCAGUGACGAAGAAUCCAAUUAUGUCUUAGAAUUAUACCUAAUGCGAUGACUGUCUGAAAA